Acanthosepion pharaonis is the source of this 597-nucleotide messenger RNA. The record is from the annotation of a GenBank genome assembly. NCBI's taxonomy places the organism in Eukaryota, Metazoa, Mollusca, Cephalopoda, Sepiida, Sepiidae.
AUGUUGCUUCCCUUAUCUGCUUACUCAUCUCUCCAUCUUGUUGCUACUGGAGCCAAAAUUUUGCUUGUCCCAACAUCUGAUUCUUGUGAAUAUUUUCUCUCUCUCCUCCUCCUCCUCCUCCUCCUCCUCCUAUCUCUCUCUCUCUAUCUUUUAAUGUGUCUGUAUAUUUAUCUUUCUAUCUAUCUCUAUCUCUCUAGCCAACUCUCUUCUAUCUCUCUAUUUAUUAGUCCAUCUAUAUCUUUCCUCUCUGCUAUUCAUUUUAUCCGUCAUUCAAUCUUGCAUACAGUUUCUAUCUAUCUAUCUAUCUAUCUAUCUAUCUAUCUAUCUAUCUAUCUAUCUAUAUUUCUAUUCUUUUUCUCUCUAUCUCUAUUUCUAUCUCUCUUUUCUCAUUCUCUAUUAAUUUUCUUUCACUUUUUAUCUCUCUUUGUCUCUAGCGCUCUUCUCUCUCUAUCUCUCUAUCUCUCUCCUCUCUUAAUCUCUCUUUCUCCUCCCCCUGUUUCUUCUUUGUCACUAUCUUUCUCUCGCACUUUCUAUUCAUUUUGUAUCUAUCUGCUUACUGUUCCUUACUUUCAUAGAAAGAUGAACAAUAUCAGAUAA